Brassica napus (rape) is the source of this 1191-nucleotide messenger RNA. Its product is annotated as putative F-box protein At4g10190. The record is from RefSeq and is a predicted model, not a curated record. NCBI's taxonomy places the organism in Eukaryota, Viridiplantae, Streptophyta, Magnoliopsida, Brassicales, Brassicaceae. Bases 1 to 1191 code for a protein of 396 amino acids. Gene Ontology annotation, molecular function: protein binding. The transcript has a single exon.
AUGUCAGAAAAAGAAAAGAAGAGUAGAAACACAAUAUAUCUUCCCGAGGAUUUGAUUGUGGAGAUACUCUCUAGGGUUCCGAGGACUUCACUGGCACGGUUCCGAUCUACCUCAAAAGGGUGGAAUGCUCUUAUAGAAAAAGAUGAGAGACUUGCUAAGAACAGCUCUCUAGUUGUCAUGUUAAUUUAUCGUAAGGUUUAUUUGGUUAGGCUUGAUCUCCACGGAAUUCAGGACGACAACAUUGUAAAGGUAAUAAGUCAGUUCAGCCUCAAUGACCCUCUUUCAACUUAUUCUUUGAAAGAAGUUGAUAUACACAAUGUCUUUCACUGCGACGGCCUAUUGCUGUGCACCACCAUGAACGGAAGACUGGUUGUUUGGAAUCCAUGUUCAGGGGAAACCAGUAGAAUUAUCACACCCUUACAGCCUUACAAUACUUCCGAUGCCUACGCGCUCGGUAAAUCCUCAUGCAACAACGAGUACAAAAUUUUGAGGGUCCAUCAUGGACAUGAUGGACGUGGUUACGGGCAACCAUGCCUAGUUAGGUACGAAAUAUAUGACUUUACAUCUAUUUCGUGGAGGGUUGUUGGUGAGACUAGAGACUGGUCCAUUCCACGUAUCUGGCGACAUGGCACGUCUGUGAAUGGAAAUACUUACUGGCUUACUUAUACUUAUAGUCAAGAUUCACCAACAGGGAUGGGGAAUACCUUACGUUGUUUUGAUUUCUCAACAGAGAGGUUUGGAUGUGUGUCUCUUCCGAGUGAUCCUCUUUCUUAUAAUGUUUUUGCUUUAUCAGUGACUAGAGAAGAUCAAAAUCUUUGUCUGUUAACUUCUCGUGAUGAGGUACACGAUAUAGAUAUAUGGAUGGCAACAAAUAUUAAAAGUACCGGGGACAUGUCUUGGACAAAAAUUAUAAAAGUCGAAAGAACCCAUCCACGGGAGUUUCUUGGGCUUCGUACUGAGAUGACUUUCUUGGUCGAUCGGGAUCAUAAAGUUUUACUGCAUCCCACUAAAUAUAAGAACUUUAGUAACUGCUUACACAUUGUGGGAAAGGAUAAAUACAUACAAGUGGACCUUCAUGAUGUAGGAUCUAAACGCUCACUUCCUGUCAGCAAUGAUCCAACUUUGGUUCAAAUCCAACAAGGUUCGUCGGGGGUAGACAAAUGGAAAGCACCAAUAACCAAGUUUUCAUGA